AGGGUAUAUCCGAGGCCAAGCAGAACUACAGCCAUAGAUGUUCCAAGGACAACAAGUGCACUGUCUGCUCCCAGAGCUUCACUACUGAGAGCCAACUACAGAGGCACCAGCGUGACCAUGAGGCCAACGACAAGCCUCACCGGUGCGAUCAGUGUUCCCAGACGUUUAACGUGGAGUUCAACCUCACGCUCCACAAGUCCACACACGCCACCUCGGACCCCACCUGCCCGGUGUGCCACAAGAAGUUCUCCCGCGUGGCCAGUCUCAAGUCCCAUAUCAUGCUGCAUGAGAAGGAGGAGAAUCUGAUCUGUACAGAGUGUGGCGACGAGUUCAUUCUCCACAGCCAGCUCGUGCUGCAUCUGGAGGAGCACCGCAAAGAGCUGUCUGGGGCCAAGGUGUACCCCUGCAAGACCUGCAGCAAGGAGUUCAAGAUGGCGGGCCAGCUCAAGGAGCACACCAAGACCCACGUCAAGAUGAGGCCACUCAGCUCGAAUUCCAGAAACUACAAGAAGAAUAUAGAUCGCAGUGGAUUCACCAACAGCUGUCAGCACUGUGGCAAGACGUUUAAAAAGCCCAGCCAGCUCGUUCGACACACACGAAUACACACAG
Messenger RNA from Coregonus clupeaformis (lake whitefish), 609 nucleotides. Its product is annotated as zinc finger protein 236-like. Gene Ontology annotation, cellular component: nucleus. The record is from RefSeq and is a predicted model, not a curated record. NCBI's taxonomy places the organism in Eukaryota, Metazoa, Chordata, Actinopteri, Salmoniformes, Salmonidae. Gene Ontology annotation, biological process: regulation of transcription by RNA polymerase II. The transcript is spliced from 4 exons. Gene Ontology annotation, molecular function: DNA-binding transcription factor activity, RNA polymerase II-specific; RNA polymerase II cis-regulatory region sequence-specific DNA binding. The annotation marks the transcript as partial.